CACCAUGGCACUAUUGCAGUUAAUCGUUUUGGUUCUUUCUACCAUUCUGGGUAUAAAAGGACAAUGCACACUAAAAGACAUCCCGAAGAUCAAUAACUUAUGUAGUGCCGAAGUUAAUUGCAGUGGAACGACAGAAAAUUUGAUAACCCUGGUGAAAAAACAAUGGAAUUGCAUAAGACACCGCAUGCAUUAUUACUACAACAAUGAACGAGAUUAUAAUUUAGACAGUAGUUAUAAUUUGUACGUAUAUGUUAGUAAUGUAGACAUCGAUAUUUCAGAGGAUUAUUUAACUGGUGUAACAGAUCUAAGAAAUAACGUAAAAACUUUAGUUGUUGAAAAUGGCAAUCUAGUCUCAAUAGGGGCAACAUUAACCGGAUAUAGUAAAUUAGCAAAUUUUUCUUUAACUUACAACAAAGUUGAAACUAUAAACUUAAGAGAAUUAUCAGGUGAAUCAAUGAAGACUGUGAAUGUCUCGCAUAAUUCAAUAUCAAAAAUUGAAGUUGGCCCAGACGGAAUUACAUUGACUAGUGUGAUUAAUACUAUAGACCUUAGUUAUAAUGCACUUGAGUCAAUACCAAAUAACUGUUUCGCAAUGUUUCCACAUCUCAGAUAUUUAAAUCUGACAUCUAAUAAGCUUUUCAAAUUCGAUAUACUUACAUUUGAAGGAAUAACUAAAUUAGAGACAUUGCAGCUCUCGCACAACAAGAUAUCAGAAAUUGGUCAGAAUUUUGCAAGAUUUAUGAGGUUAAAAGAUUUGACUUUGGAUUUUAAUCAACUAACAACGCUCACUGAUUUCAACUUUAGAACCCUUGUCAGCUUAGAAAAACUCAACUUAAGUUCAAACCGCAUAAAACAUAUUGAGAAUAAAACUCUGGCUACACUAAUAAAUCUUGAACAGUUAGAUUUGAGUCACAAUGAAAUAUAUGUUAUCCAUCAAACCCUAUUUGAAAGCAACAUAAAUUUGCAUAAAUUAUCGAUUUCCCACAAUAACAUAGAAAAUAUAGAAAGAGGUGCAUUUAGAAAAACCAACAUAUCUUAUUUCAAUAUACAAAAUAAUUAUAUCAGCGGAUCAAUAGAGUAUGACACAUUCUUAGGUAUAUCCGUUGAAAGUCUGGAUUUAAGUAAUGGAAGAUUAAAAGAACUAGGUGAUAAAGCGUUUAGUCAUUUAGGUCCCAACUUAAGGUAUUUGAAUUUAAGUACAAAUUUAAUAGAAAAUAUAACACAAUCUGCUUUCCAGUCAUUGAAAAUGCUUUAUAAGCUGGAUUUGUCUCAUAAUAAUUUAAUCAAUAUUGAUUAUAAUACAAGCGAUCUUGUAAAGUUGACAGAAUAUCAUUUAGAAUGUAAUAAAAUAGAAAAAGUAAUUCCAAAGAUGUUCAAUAACCUGACUAAUUUGAUUAAGUUGGAUUUGUCUCAAAAUGAAAUUAACGAUAUUGAAUUUAAUUCAUUUGUUGAACUAGUGAACCUAAAGGAAUUCAAUGUAAGUAAUAACAAUUUUGUUAAAUCUCUAACAAGCAAUAUUUUUCGAGGGUUACAUAAGGUAGAGACUUUAGAUUUAUCUAAUACAAGAUUGAUGCAUUGUCUCAACGGAUCUUUUUCUAGUAUGGAUUCUCUUAAUUAUUUAAACCUAUCACAUAGUCAGUUAGAGACAAUUGAAUAUGAGACAUUUAAAGAAACUGGGUCCAUUUCUAUUAUUGAUUUAUCAUAUAACAUGCUAGAGAACUUUUAUAUUAAUACUUCAAACAUUGAACAACUAUCAGAACUUUAUCUUAAUCAUAACAAAUUAAAAAACAUUACACGUAUGACAUUUAAGAAUUUACGACUAUUAAAAAAACUAAACUUAGCUUGUAAUAAUAUAUUUUAUAUAGACUCUAGUAGCUUGCAAUCACUUUCUCAUUUAAAUUAUUUGGACUUAAGUUCUAAUUACAACUUGGCUAUUAAGGGUGAUGUUUUUAACAAUUUGUUUAUAUCACAAGUUAUUUUAAGAAAUAUACGACAUCAAUUCAGUUUUGAAAAUACUAUGAAUAGUUCAAUAUCGACAUUAAUAUUAACAAAUUGUGAAAUUGAAGAUAUGAAUUCCGUUUUUGUGUAUAAUAUUAAUAAAAUUCUUAAGUUAGAUGUAAGCUCAAAUAAAAUUAAAACACUGAAUAAAGGCUCAUUCCAGAAUAUGGGUGCUUUAAAUUGGCUCGAUAUAAGCUUUAAUAUGAUUUCCACGAUUCAGCCCGGGACAUUCAUAACCAAUAACAUGAUAAAUACUUUAAAUCUUUAUAGUAACAAUUUACGAUCUCUGCAAUUUGGAGUACUCGAUGGACUCGUAAAUCUUCGUGUUCUUAAUUUAUCUAACAAUGAAAUAGAUACUUUUGCCGUCAAUCUUUUACACAACUCACCAAAUCUAAAUAAGUUGUUUUUUGACAAUAAUAAUUUAGUGAGUAUGGAUUUUAGAUCACUCAGUAAAACAAGCGUUGAAUUGAUAACUAUUGGUGGUAAUAGUAUACCAUGUGACACGUUGGCAGAUUGGAAAAAAAUAAAUAAUGAUAGCCUAAAUGUUACCGGGGCGAGACUUGAUUUUGAUUCAGAAAAUAUAUAUGGCAUCAGUUGCAAAGGCAAAAUUAGUUCUUCACGGAAAGAAAUACAAAAUGAGAACAAUAAUAUAAAUUUAACUAGCGAAGUAGUUAAAAUAAAGGACAUAGUUGGGCAGUUGUAUAACUAUUUAAGACUAUCCGAAAAUGAAACAUUUUCUAAAAUAAUUGCCGUUUCGGAAAAGAUUCUUGAUAAUAAUAAAUUAGACGACGUCAAUUUUAACACAUCUCAAAUGAUUUUAAAGGAACAAUUAAAUAAUUUUCUAAACGAGAAAAAAAAUAAAAGUGAUAGUGUAACGAAUGACAUUCAAUUAAUUAUAUCAUUAUUAGAAAAAAAUAAUUACUUAACCGAACUUGGUAAUAUUAAAAAAAAUGAAUUAUUACAAAUACCAAUUUCUAAUGAGAAAUAUGAAAAUGUUUAUUCGACAGAUAUUGUUCCAAAAUCGAAUGAUACACAACCGCUAGAAGUUAAAUUAAAUCAAAGAACAUUAACAGAUAUGAAAAUAUUAUUAUAUUUUAUAGCCACAUGUUUAGCAAUUGUAGUUUUAUUUCAUGUUGUAGCAAUUAUACAUAAAUAUGUGUACAGACAGACAUCUCGCGGUUUACGGAUAAACAAUGCGUAUAAUAAUAGGCAAUCAGUGGUUAAUGGCCUAGAAAUGGACUAAAUAGCCGAAAUAAUAGCACAUAAGAAUUAUAUAUAAGGUUAUAUUAUUUUGUAAUAGUUUUGGUAUGCUAAUAAAAAUAUUUCAUAAUAUAAAAUUAUAAUAUUAGCAUUGAUUACUAGUUUUUAGUUAACCUGUGAAUAUAGCCGUAGCUAUUUAAAUUGUAUACUUUUGUUAUCCACACUUUGAGGUGUUUCGUUUAAUACCAAACUCGAAACAUUACACUCAAUAUAUAUCUAUAUAUAUAAAACAAAGUUGUGUUAGUUACACCAUUUAUAACUCAAGAUAGGCUCGACACAUUUUUAAUAUAUUUGAUUUUUUGGAUUUCUCUUAGACCGGAAUAGGAUAAUAAGUAUUAGUAUAACAUUCAUAAAAAAAAAAUGUUUCGGGGUACGAAGUUCGUCGGGAAAGCUAGUUAUCUAUAUAUUUUUUUUUAAAUUUGAGUAUUUUGUCCGUCAUAUCCGCCUUAGUUUGAUGCUAAGAGGUAGCCAACGAACUUAUUUUACUUCUUCUGGGCUUGUCUCCGUAGUUGGUUGGCCGGAACCUUCCGUUGUACGUACUGCCACUGGUACGGCUCCCCGCUGGGUCACUCCGGCCAGCUGAGCUCACUUCAGAAGCUUAGCAGGCCACCCAGGUCGCCAAGUGCCUUAAGGAGUGAUGGUGAGGAGCCAAGGUUAUGGUGGCAUCGAAGUAUUAUGUGUGUCAGUGUUUCAUCAACCUCAAUGCAUGCUCUGCUCUGACUGUCGGUUAUACCUUAUUAUUAUAAAUAUAUUUUUGCAAUUUAUAUGUAAUUUUUUUCGAACAACUUUAUUGUCAAAUUAGGUUUA
Pararge aegeria (speckled wood butterfly) is the source of this 4065-nucleotide messenger RNA. RefSeq names its product chaoptin-like. Gene Ontology annotation, molecular function: protein binding. The transcript has a single exon. The record is from RefSeq and is a predicted model, not a curated record. NCBI's taxonomy places the organism in Eukaryota, Metazoa, Arthropoda, Insecta, Lepidoptera, Nymphalidae. Bases 5 to 3241 code for a protein of 1078 amino acids.